GAGGUGGAGGACGCUUUGAAAACGAAUUUAGGACCAAUCACUUAUCCUGUAAGUAGCAAAUGUAGUAUUUUGGCACAAACGAUUAUCUAAAAAAAAAAUAUAUAUAUAUAUAUAUCUCAGUUCUAUGCAUUCAGCAGGUUUUCACUGGUACCGUUCUAGCCAGGCAUUGCCGGAUAGCUGGCCUGCAUGCUAACAUUAGCUAGCAUUGUUAUUUACUUCUCGCAUGAUAUUGGACUUUAUACAGACGCUCACUUUUUUUGUACCUAGCCGUUUCAAGUUGUUCAUAUAUAAAGUUAGAAAGAAACACCCCUCUUGAUCAACUUAGUUGUAGCUUCUCAACAUGUAAUUUAUGCUAAGUGUUGUAAAAGAUUGGCACGCGUUACUGUUCUGCUUUGGCCUUUACCAGAGCCUUGUAGUGUUGUCACGAUACCACAUUUGUACUAACGAAACGAUGGGAGGAAAUGAUGGAGGGAUUGUCCUGUUCGCCCCGUCCCCCGGACGCUUGUUCCGGGUUUCAGAUGUUCUGCUUAUGUGCUACGCAGAAACCUGUCACUGAAAGUCGCACUUCUACUCAAUAAAACAUGUUGAAUUUAACUUUACACUGAAUAGUGUAAUUAUAGAAUACUGCACAGAAUGGCUGAUUUGCUCAUAUUUGUAUAGGCCAACCUGUGAUUUGGCUGGAGGAAUGGGAGGAAGGAAGGAAUAUAACUUUACAUGCAUAAUGAUCUGCGUGUCAUUGUGGCAGUAAGGGAAAACACUGCAUAAAACCUUUACUCUUCAGUUAACACACACCUCUCCCUCACAUACUGUCUCCCUCUCUACCACAAACACACACUGCUCUCAACUUUUGAAACGUUAGGCAUCAAACAAAUUAAGCAGCACCAAAAAUACAUUUUUUAUUUAGUUUAGAUUUUCAUUCGGCUUAUAUGAAUCUUUACCUUUUGAAGCACAUUUCAUGAGUAGCAUGCCCUUUUUCUUUCUUCCUGUGCCAAUCAGUGGCGAAGCCGUCUGAGGCACUGCAUCUCAGUGCUAGAGGUGUCACUACAGACCUUGGUUCGAUUCCAGGCUGUAUCACAACCGGCCGUGUUAGGGCUUGGUCGGGGUGGGUCGUCAUUGUAAUAAUAAUUUGUUCAUAAGACUUGCUUAGUUAAAUAAAAAAUCUCAGUUGCCUAGACCUACUGUGAAAUUAAAAGGUGGUUAGCUAGCUAUGUAACAUGACUGAACAACAUUGUUAUCAAACCAAUAAUUAGUGGACCGUGACAUGGUUUGUGAAAUUAUAUAAAACGAGUUUAAUUCCUAAUGGAGAGAAAAGGUAUCUCUGGUAAUAUGGGUUGUAUAUUUUUUUACGUUUAGGCUAGAGACAAGCGGUGUUCUCUGCUGCAAAGCUGCAAGCAUGCCUGUGGUUAAGCUGUGCUCAAUUUCCCCUCUCUGGCACUCAGAGGUUGCAUGACAGUGUACUUAUAACACGUGAUGAAAUGAAUGUAUCAACUUUGCUAGCUCUGCUCCACUGUAACAAAUGUACAAAUAUAACAACACAAGACUUAUCAGGGUCUGCAGCCCCGCUCGCCAUUAAGGCUAAAUUAUAUUUAUAAAUGAUGGAGGGAUAGAUGUGCAGGAAGAGCGGACGGGGAGAAGCAGGUGAGUGAGGGUUGGUAGGGGAAUGCGGCUAGCUGAUUACAGCUGCCACCUGAUAUGCGCAUGAAAGUGAUGUGGAUACUAUUGGACCGUGUAUACUAGUGGCUGUUGCUUCAAUUCAACUGAAUAUAUGAAUAAAGCUGACUUUAUCAACAUGUUAUAACAGGCGUCAGCAGCUCCUUAAGAUCGGCAGGGCCGACAAAUUUGGUGGUAUGAUAUGAAACGGUACUCUAAAAUGUUGGUAUCAUAAGUAUCAUGAUGUUUUGGUACCGUGAUUACCGGCAUACUGUUCCACACUGAAAUAGAGGACUCUGCGCUAUAGUGUGCUUGUGCUAUCAUAAGUCAUUCCAGGGAUGUUUAUAUUCUGUCAUGACUUAUGAGAGAGCACCACUGAAAUCUGACAUUGCAGCAUCUAAUGAUCAGUCACGUUAUAAAUCCUAUCCAGCGUCAACUUAUCACAUGACAGGGAUGAAGCAGCCAUGUCAGUGAAGUAUCAGUGCUGUUGAGGCUAAAUCGAACCUUUGUCUCUGUACAGCCAUGGCGACUGAGGGCCCAGAGAAGACUGGUGAGGAGGCUGCGGGGGCCGGGGCGGGCGCUGGUGGUGGGGGGACGAGGUUCGACCUGGAGAAAGAGACAGAGCUGCGGUUCGAGGUGGAGGCUGGGGAGAAGGUGCAGCUGGAGCUGCUCACGGGAUUGGCCGAAGUCUUUGGUUCGGAGCUCAACCGCAACAAGAAGUACACGUUCCCACCGGGCUCCAAGAUCGCUGUGUUCACCUGGCAGGGCUGCAGUGUUUCUCUCUCAGGGAAGACAGAGGUGGCGUACGUAUCAAAGGACACACCCAUGCUGCUCUACCUGAACACCCACGCCGCACUGGAACAGAUGAGACGACAGGCGGAGAGAGACAACGAAAGGGGCCCACGGGUGAUGGUGGUGGGGCCUACAGACGUGGGGAAGUCGACGGUGUGCAGGCUGUUGCUGAGCUACGCUGUCAGACUGGGCAGGAGGCCUACACUGGUGGAGCUCGACGUGGGCCAGAGUGGGGUGUCAGUCCCGGGCACAAUGUCAGCGCUGUGUAUUGAGCGUCCCGCUGACGUGGAAGAGGGGUACUCAGUACAGGCUCCGCUGGUCUACCACUUUGGCUCCACCACUCCAGGAACCAACAUCAAACUCUACAACAAGUUGACAUCAUGUCUGGCUGAGGUGUUUUCCCAGCGCUGUGAGGUGAACAGGAAAGCCAGUGUGGGCGGCUGCAUCAUCAACACCUGUGGGUGGGUGAAGGGUUCUGGCUACCAGGCCCUGGUCCACUGCGCCUCAGCCUUCGAGGUCGAUGUGGUUCUGGUGCUGGACCAGGAGAGGCUCUACAACGAGCUGAAGCGGGACCUGCCGCAUUUCGUCCGAGUCGUGCUGUUACCCAAAUCCGGAGGGGUCGUGGAGCGCUCCAAAGACUGCCGGCGUGAGGCUCGGGACGACAAGAUCCGGGAGUACUUCUACGGUUUCCGCGGUGUCUCGUUCUACCCUCACGCCUUCGACGUGCGCUUUUCUGACGUGCGCAUCUACAAGAUCGGAGCGCCGUCCAUCCCGGAUUCGUGCCUUCCUCUGGGGAUGUCGCAGGACGAUACCCAGCUGAAGCUAGUCCCUGUGACCCCAGGUCGCGACCUCACGCACCACGUACUGAGUGUAAGCUGUGCCGAUGAGGGGGAGGAGGUGGCUGGUGGGGUGCGCAGGGGCUUGCUGGAGAGCCCGGUGUGUGGGUUCAUUGUGGUGACUAACGUGGACACACAGGGACAGGUGAUGACCGUGCUCUCGCCUGCCCCAAGACCCCUCCCCAGACACACACUGCUCAUCAUGGACAUUCGCUUUAUCGACCUCAAAUAGAGGAGGAGAGCGGGGAAAAUGCAAGAGGAAGAGCGAGAGAUGCAGUAUUUCUGAAAUCUGUUGGCUCUGUCAAGUAGUUUUUUUUCAGUAGCACAGUGUUUGGGGCAGCAGAGCAGUAGCCUGGUUGCUCUGUUUAGCUGACAUUACACUCCUUGUACCAAAAAUCUAUCUUUGGCAUAUGACAAGGGUUGGAAUGAUACCUAAACAGAGUGGUACCCAGACUAGUAGAGCGGUAUCUGUUCUGUCAAUAUUUGGUUUCACACUCAACUGAUAAGGCAGAGAUGAAAUACAGCACAAGUGUUGGGUGGAGAGUGUUGAAUAGAGGAGGGAGGGGUUUAGUGUUGGGUGGAGAGGAAUGGAGCUGAGGGAGGAGGGAAAACGGCUGUAAAUAUUUUUUCAAUUCAACUUAUCAAUUGCAAUGUACAGAAACUGGUCUUGGUUUUAUAUCAGUUCUAUCAAGUUGUUUUCCCACACAAGACUGUUUGGUAUGAUUGUUUUUAUUGUGAAAAUACAUUUUUAAAUAAAAUGUGCCAUUUCCAGCAA
This is a messenger RNA of Salvelinus fontinalis (brook trout), 4053 nucleotides long. Its product is annotated as polyribonucleotide 5'-hydroxyl-kinase Clp1. Gene Ontology annotation, molecular function: polynucleotide 5'-hydroxyl-kinase activity. Bases 2173 to 3510 code for a protein of 445 amino acids. NCBI's taxonomy places the organism in Eukaryota, Metazoa, Chordata, Actinopteri, Salmoniformes, Salmonidae. Gene Ontology annotation, cellular component: mRNA cleavage factor complex; nucleus. Gene Ontology annotation, biological process: tRNA splicing, via endonucleolytic cleavage and ligation. The record is from RefSeq and is a predicted model, not a curated record. The transcript has 5 exons.